UUUGAUCCAUCCAGGAGUUUCUAUCAGGCUGACGCCCUGUGACCUUUAAAGAGUGAUUGACAUGUCUGUCGUCAUUGCUUUAAACUUCACAAGAGACAGGGAGGGGCUGAGGGUGAGGAUAGGAGCGGGAUUGGAAGUCUGGAGGUGGAAAAAAUGGCCAGAAUGCGUAUGAAGCAUUAUGAAAUAGUUUGUGUUUACAAAUAAACACAGUUCGCUGAAAGACUUUCACAAGACUUUGGUUCUCUUUUAAAGCCUAUUAAACUGUUGUCCAGAUGAAGUUUACAAUAACAAAAACAUGGGAUAGUUCACCAGUGAGUCACCGCGGGAUAUCACUGUCACUUAAACCUGAUGAUGAAGGCUUGCUGUUGGAGGUAGAGGGGCCUUUCUUCAAUGAUCCUUCAGCUCCACCUGGUAAAAGAGGAAAACCUUACAAUCAGUUGUGGGAUUUUGAAGUUGUAGAAGCAUUUUUCUUGAAUAGCAGCAAAGAACUGUACCUUGAAGUGGAACUCUGUCCACAUGGACAACAUUUAGUACUGUUGCUUGCUGGUAAAGGAAAAGCGUGGAAGAAAGAACUAGAUUUAAAAUAUGACUGUACAAUUCAUGAAGAAAACUGGGAAGGCAAAGCACUUCUCCCAUGGAACUAUUUUCCCCCUGGUGUUAACAAAUUCAAUGCCUAUGCAAUUCAUGGUUCUGGUGAUAAAAGAGUUUAUGAGGCUCUGUACCCCAUACCUAAAGAACAAUUGAAGAAGGGACAACAGCCUGACUUUCAUCGCUUGGAAUAUUUCAAGGAUUUCAGCUUGAAUUCAAUUAUGGGAAAGCAGUGGAAGCAGCCCCAGUCCGAAUUGUGGAAAUCUGCCCCUGGGACCAAGAAGUGGCCCAAUUGGACCUCGGCUUUCUGCUCUGUUUUGAUGAAGUUUUGAACAAGACCUUUUCUCUUCUAAUACCACCUGAGCUACUGAGAAUUUCACACAAUCUUCUGAAUAGAAAUUUGGGAAACAAUAUCACCGGAACCAAUUUUGUA
Molecule: messenger RNA, 1021 nt
Organism: Chiloscyllium plagiosum (whitespotted bambooshark)
Lineage: Eukaryota; Metazoa; Chordata; Chondrichthyes; Orectolobiformes; Hemiscylliidae
Source: RefSeq, a predicted model, not a curated record